Physeter macrocephalus (sperm whale) is the source of this 923-nucleotide messenger RNA. Its product is annotated as PDZ domain-containing protein MAGIX-like. The record is from RefSeq and is a predicted model, not a curated record. Bases 6 to 389 code for a protein of 127 amino acids. Lineage: Eukaryota; Metazoa; Chordata; Mammalia; Artiodactyla; Physeteridae. The transcript is spliced from 2 exons.
AGAAGAUGGUGGGUUUCUCAGAGGAUUGGGGUCAGGGAUCUGUGAGAGGAAGAGGGUCGCAGAGUGGAGAGGCUGGGGACCUGGAUCGCAGUGCAGAUCCUGGGGGACCAGAGGUGAUGAGGUCUCGCAGCUCCAGCGCUUCCCCACUUCAGCACCCUCGACCCCGUACGACGCCCCAAACCCGGGGCAGCCCGGAGUCUAGCCCAGGAGUGGCGGACGACCCCGCGGUUGCUCCUCCUGAGGGCCGCACGGAGGACCCCAACGACCACACCCCGGAUUCUCCUGGACCCUGGCUGGUGCCGAGCGAGGAACGGCUCUCGCGAGCCCUAGGGGUCCCAGGGGCCGCGCAGCUAGCCCUGGAGAUGGCAGCCGGAAGGCGGAGGCACUGAGCGUGUAGCAGACGGGUCACUUGGUACUGCCCAACCUGGAUCUGGCGUGCUCCGCCCGCCGCUCACUAACAUCAUGGAGAGCUUGGUCUUCUCUCCCCUCCUGCUUCGCAGUCGACCAUCCCGAGCUCCCCUCGAGGCGUCAGUGGUACGGCCCUGCUGGACCGGCCAGCCCUGCGCUUAUUGCUUUGGGCGGGGGAGGUAAUAAAAUGGUUCGAUCCAGUCUUGCAGGUGCUCAAAGCCGGGCGGGGCUCCCGAGUCCAACCCGUAAAGCAGCGGGUGGGUCGACCAGUUUGCGAGGAGGGCCUCUUCUAGCAACCAUUGAGAAGCUUACUUCCUGCUGUUUCUUUCAUGUCUCUAGAGAGGUCUUCGCUUCUGCCGGCAUAGCCCCACGCCGUUCCCCUUCGCCAACUCCUGCUUCUCUCCCCAUUUAUUCAUUUCACUUUUUUGGACGUGUGCAGGGCUCAAAGUUAAUUAUUGCACGUGGCGUGGGGAAUGCAGAGGAGGGCCUACUGUGGCGGGGAGUGCACCAGUGUA